UCGAGAUUCAACCCAGGUUUCAGCGCCCAGAGUCAAGGCUUGUAGAAUAAUAAUUAAUUGCGUUGCGCGCGCAGAGUGCACAGCUAUGCCUGUGAGGAUCUUUUCUACCAGGAAGAAGUAUUUUCUUGUGGUCCGAACGUCGUUGCAUUUGCACUUCGAAAUAAAUUUAUAAAAACGGAAAAACAACAAAAACAACAAUAACAACAACAAAAGACAGAUUUCCAGGCCUGUAUCGUAAUGAAAUGUUCUGGCUGGCCUUGUCUUUUUUUUUUCAAGGCAAUCCUCAAGUCUUCUUUAAAAGUCCUCGUACGGCUACCAUCAACACUAUCCAGAAUUUGAACAACAACACCACUGCUGCACCCGGUCGUGGCAUCACAACAAACUUAUCUAUGGGGAGCUGACUGUCCACCAACUAUAUUAUUAGCCUUUGUUGCAAUGCCACAAGACAACGAUCUUCACAACUCAACUGUCAACAACACUCCUAUACCCACACAUCGACAGCACCGCUCAUUUUGCAAAGACGGUCCUAAACGCAGGCUUAUCAUGGCAUCGUGUUUUGUUUUCUUACUUCUACUGUUAGCUGCAGUGAUUAUUGGACCUACUUUAGCUUUUCUUGCUUCUGGUAGCAGCAACAGACCUCUUAAAGUGGCAGCGUUCAACAUUCGAUAUUUUGGUCGUAACAAAAUGUUGGACACUACGGUAGCCAAUCACAUUGCAGAGAUCUUGGUGCGCUAUGACGUCAUUCUCGUUCAGGAAGUCCGUGACGCCUCCGGAAGAUCGCUGAAAAAUCUGUGGUCACUUCUCAACAAAACAGACGACUGGGGUUUAGUGGCGAGUGCUCGAAUAGGCCGUACCAGAUACAAGGAGCAGUAUGUGUUUUACUACAGGGUGAACCUCGCACACUUGUUGGGUACAUAUCAGACCCCAGACUCGAGUGACGUAUACGAGAGAGAGCCGUUUUCAGUGGAGUUUGAGUACUUUUCCGUUUCUCCGGGAGUGAGGAAGCGGGUUGUGCUCAUGGCUCUUCAUGCUCGACCUAAGGACGCUUUUAACGAGUUAGGCCACCUCCCAACCUCCAUCAAGUCAGCCGCUAGCCACUUUAAGGACGCAGGCGGCGUGGUUGCCAUGGGAGACUUCAACGCCGAUUGCAGAUAUGUGUCUGCCACCAAGAAGUCGAAGCUGGAGAUUUUCAGGGACGACUCGCAGUUUAUCAGUCUUAUCCCCCAUUCGGCAGACACUACUUCCGGUCACACUGACUGUGCAUAUGACAGAAUCAUCGUCUUCGGAAAUGACAUCAGAGCACGUGACGCUAAGGUCUACAACUUCCAAAGGGCCAUGGGCCUCAGCGACGAAGCUACUGGGGAUAUCAGCGAUCACUAUCCAGUUGAAUUUCAGCUAUAUUAGAUUAGUGAUCCGUAGCGAUUUGGUUUUUGUAGUCCAUGAAUAUAAGAUCAAGGAGAAAGAAGGCCGCCUUUCCAGAACUGCUUUAUUGGGGAAGACUAUUCCCUAAGGGCUGUCAGGAUUUUAUUAUCAUUGUUCACUGGCACUGUUUGAUUUAUGGUUUGAAUAUGUGCAUAUAUUGUAUGCAAAGUUGUACACUGUGAAGAUAAACGCUUACUGGGCUUUCAUUAUUAAAUAAAUAUGCAUACACUAUAGCUGUGCA
This is a messenger RNA of Aplysia californica (California sea hare), 1663 nucleotides long. Its product is annotated as deoxyribonuclease-1. The record is from RefSeq and is a predicted model, not a curated record. Bases 436 to 1404 code for a protein of 322 amino acids. Gene Ontology annotation, cellular component: nucleus. The transcript has 2 exons. Gene Ontology annotation, molecular function: DNA nuclease activity. Gene Ontology annotation, biological process: DNA catabolic process. Lineage: Eukaryota; Metazoa; Mollusca; Gastropoda; Aplysiida; Aplysiidae.